AUGAAUUUUACAUCAGCUUUCUUGCCUCUUGUUUAUGCGGGGAUGUUGAAUUCUAGCGACGAUCUUGCACCAUACUGUAUCCCAGAAAUUUUGAACAAAACCGAUGUCAUCAGAGGGAAGAUUGUGGUGUGUGAAUUAGGCGAAAUUACAGCAAUUGAAAAAGGACAAGCGGUGAAGGAUUCCGGUGGUGCUGCCAUGAUUCUCGUGAACUAUGAGGAAUAUGGAAACACGACAAUCGCCCGAGCUCAUGUCCUUCCAGCGACACAAAUCAGUUAUGCCGAUGGACUAAAAGUCAAAACUUACAUAAACUCGACGUCAAAUCCCGUAGCUAAGAUUUUGUUCAAAGGAACCUUGAUUGGUGAUGAUCGUGCCCCUGUGGUGGCUGGAUUUUCUUCGAGGGGCCCAAAUUAUGCGAGCCCCGGAAUUUUAAAGCCUGACAUUUUAGGUCCAGGUGUAAACAUCCUUGCAGCAUGGCCCGUAUCUGUGGAAAAUAUCACCAACACAAAAUCUACAUUUAACAUGCUAUCAGGUACCUCAAUGGCUUGUCCUCAUCUCAGCGGUGUUGCGGCUUUGCUAAAAAGCUCGCACCCUAAUUGGUCUCCAGCUGCCAUCAAGUCAGCAAUCAUGACUACUGCUGACGUUGUAAACCUAGCCAGGCAGCCAAUUGAAGACGAAAAAUUCCUUCCUGCCAACAUUUUUGCCACUGGUUCUGGUCAUGUCAACCCAUCAAAGGCCAAUGAUCCGGGCCUUGUUUAUGACAUUCAACCCAAAGACUACAUACCAUAUUUGUGUGGUUUGAACUACACAAACAGACAAGUUGGGACCUUUCUACAACGAAGGGUAAAUUGCUCGAUCGAAUCAAGUAUACCAGAUGGGCAAUUAAACUAUCCAGCAUUUGUUAUUACUUUUACAGUUCUAUCUAAUUCUCAGACCUAUACUAGGACAAUAACAAAUGUUGGUGAAUCUAAAUCCUCGUACACUGUCAAAAUUUUCCGUCCACCUGGCGUUGAUGUACGUGUUGAGCCCACGACACUGAAUUUCUCGGAGCUCUACCAGAAGAUGAUAUAUCGAGUGACAUUCAAAAGAUUGGCUUCUUCUAGAAAUAAUACUGUUGUUCAAGGUUAUCUGAUAUGGAAUUCAGACAAGCAUGCUGUGCGAAGUCCUAUAGCAGUUAUACUGUCCUAG
Messenger RNA from Fraxinus pennsylvanica, 1185 nucleotides. NCBI's taxonomy places the organism in Eukaryota, Viridiplantae, Streptophyta, Magnoliopsida, Lamiales, Oleaceae. The record is from the annotation of a GenBank genome assembly.